GCAAUACGACUGCGCAGUUAGGGCUCGCCCCGGUUGGUGCUCUCACUCCACACUCGGCGGACAGGCCAGUCAGAGGGUGGCCGACGCUUGGCAGUCAACCUCAAGGAAACUCUCGCCCACCGCCGAGUCGAUCAGGAAGUUAUCACCAAUAAGCAUCGCCCAUCAUGCCUCACUCAUUCGGUUACCGCGGUCGCACUCGCGACAUGUUCAAGCGAGGUUUCAAGGAGGCUGGACAAAUCAAACUUUCUACGUUCUUGAAGGUCUACCGGGUCGGGGACAUUGUCGACAUCAAAGCCAACGGUGCCCAGCAGAAGGGUAUGCCCCACAAGUACUACCAUGGCCGUACCGGUAUCGUAUACAAUGUUGCCCCUCGAGCCGUUGGAGUGAUCGUCUACAAAGUCGUCGGCAAUCGUUAUCUUGAAAAGCGAGUCAACCUGCGGAUCGAACACGUCAAACACUCGAAAUGCCGAGAUGAUUUUCUGCGACGAGUAAAAGAAAAUGCCCGACUGAAAAAGGAAGCUAAGGAGAAGGGAGAGAAAGUCCAACUCAAGCGAUUGCCUGCCGGACCUCGAGAGGCCCGCACCAUCUCUACCCAGUCAAACGCCCCUGUCACUUUGGCUCCUCUUCCUUAUGACACCACCAUCUAAAACUCCAAUUUUAUUCAUCAAUUGUACUUUGCUUGCACAGGUACAUUCAAUGAAAUUCCAUUAUGCCCCGAACUUCUAAGCCGUAUCAUACUUCUUAGCCGUAUCAUACAUCCAAGCUAUGCCAACGCAACAGCCCAGUACUCUUCUGUGCCUUUCACUGUAACGCGAGGAACUUAGACAUGAUUGAUUUCUUCCGAACCCACGCGAUGCCUGUUCCUUGUCAAAAGAAGUUCGCAUGCUCAUUAAUUGCCAUAUCUCCUAAAAUGUACUUCGCCUCCUUUCUCAAUCUUCAAUCAGGGGGUUGAAUUGCUGCUGCCACAAAUGAGUACCUGUUGGCCAUAUCUCCGGUCAAGUCAGGUAGGCCACCCCAAGCCUCCUAGUUUGAUUGACAAAGACAAAGUUUCUUAGACAUUGUAAUUUGUUCCCAUGUAUGCAGAAGGUCUUCGCUUGCACUU
Molecule: messenger RNA, 1102 nt
Organism: Puccinia graminis f. sp. tritici CRL 75-36-700-3
Lineage: Eukaryota; Fungi; Basidiomycota; Pucciniomycetes; Pucciniales; Pucciniaceae
Product: 60S ribosomal protein L21
Exons: 4
Coding region: 165-647 (160 amino acids)
Biological process (GO): translation
Cellular component (GO): ribosome; cytosolic large ribosomal subunit
Molecular function (GO): structural constituent of ribosome
Source: RefSeq, a predicted model, not a curated record